UAUAAACAGAAGAAACAGAAAUUCCUCCGAUUCUUCACGAAUUCAUCGUUGAGACGUGUGACUUACGAAACUCAAAGCACCACAGCGCAGCUGAACCUGUUCAGAUCAAGGCGGAAUCAUGGCAUCCGGAAAAGAAUUAGUUGCCAAAAUCAACAGCGGUGUGAUGAAGACCAGCAGAGCACAGGACGUGAGGAAGGAUACAGAAAAAAUGAUGAAAACUUACGCCAACUGGGAGGAAUUUCUCAUGCCUGCUCCUUUGUCGGUCGCGUUAUUAGGUCAGCUGGUGUGUGUGUCUGCGAAAAAGGAUUUCGCUGUAAAUCAUGGCAUGAAGGACAAAAAAUUUAAGUACAUUGAAUACCCAGAGUCUUUCCGAGCCUGCCUCAUGCAAGUUUGCAACACUGGAUGGGUGGCCUUCAACAUGGCACACAAGAACAUGGACCAAAUCCGACUCUACUCGUUGAACAUCCCAACGGACAUAGGAACAGUGGUGAAGACCCUAAUGCAGGAAGACGAUGCGAUUGUCACCGCCCUUCUACCUGGUCAGCUUCGGCACAUAGAACACACAGCCAAUGAGUGUUACACAUUAGCUUCGGCAGUUGAAGAUAAGUUCAUGGAUGUGAUCAAUUUGAUUUCAGAGCUCAUGGAAGCCUUCACAUGCUCCACUAAACUGUACAAUGACUCCGUGAAGGAAGCUGAAGCGGCCAUGAGAGAGGCAGAAUUAAUGAGGAAAUCAGCAGAGGACGCCAGGCGCGUGUCACAGCAGAAUUACGAGCAAAUGGAAAAACAAAUGAAAGAGGCACAGGAAGCAUACAAGGAUGCGAUGAAAGCGAUGCCCUCGGGCUGGUCGUUAUUAGGACUUGAAAUAGUUGACGGGCUAAGGAAUAUCGUAACGAUGAUACCCAAUGCCGUGAAGCAACUGUCCUCAGGUCUUUCGCAAAACAAGUUGCAAGGUGGGCAAGACGAUGAAUUAUCGGAAAAUGACGAUGAAGGUGCAACAGUCGCAAUUUUGAGCAAAGCGCAGCAGCUCCAUCUUGCUUCACAUGCACUCGCUGGUUUUGUUUCAGAGAGCGGUCAAAUUAAAAAGAAAGACCUUUAUGAUAACAUGGAAAAUAAAUUCAUGUCUGACUUUAGCAAGUUCAUAUUCCUAAGACUUAAAAGGGAGGUCAAAGCUGAGAAAACAUGCAGAGCAAAACAAAGUUUUCUCAGUCUUUGUAACAUAGGAAUUAAAAUCUGUGAGGACCUGGAGUCUGUGAUUAAAACUCCUCAAUCACAAAAGGCGAAGGGUCUGCCGAAGCGGAUUAAGAGUCUCUGUAAGAAAUCUGAAGCGUUGAGCAUCGCUGCUAGCAUGAAAUCCCGUAGACCUCCAUUAAACUGCAAAGGCCCCCACAUGGCAAAGGCAUCAGAGAAAGUACAGUGCACUGACUCUAUUGUACAAACACACGUUAACCUGGCAACUUUCAAAGUCGAGCAGGCAAAAGCCCAACUGCACCACACCGAUGAGGAAGUCAGGAUAAGAUUUGAAGAAAUGACAAGGCGCAACAAAGAGCUUGAUGAAAUACUGAUAAAGAUUUCAAGAUGUAAUGUGGAAAAAAUUGACUAUGAAGAAACUCUCGAAGUUCUUUCAGAGGGAUUGAAAGCCCUGGGACAGGUGAAGGAGCAGUGGUCAAAGUUAGUUCAGUUCUUUCAAAUGAUCUCCAACUUGAUCAAGACUUGUCUCAACCAAAAUCUGAACAAGUUCGUUAUGGACUGUAAAUCCAUCCCGCAGAUCGAGGGAUACACACAUUCUGCGUAUGUGAAAGAUCUCAUAUAUCAGCAGGCCUUUCAGGCCAGUAACGUUUCCAGCCUCGUCAACAUGAUCUCAGAAACAUAUGUUACGGUUUCCAGAAAGCACCUGAUGGACAGGGUUAGCGCUCUGGGAACCCUCAUGUCACUGAAACCAUCUGACCAAGAAUUUAAUCUCACCAGGAUGAGGUUGAUGGAAGGGUGUAAACAAUCAAAGGCAGAAAUAGAGGCAUUAGUGUCAAAGAAUAUGAAGGAGUUCUCUGACAGUGUUGAGGAGCGCAUCGCAACAAUUGACCGCAAUCUGAAGCCAGCGCUUCCAUCUUCAUCCGGGGAAAGGGUGAAAGAAAUUGAGGAGAGCUACAGGAAGGAACCAGACAUCCUUAUUAGAGAGCUUUCUGAAGAAGAUAUGGACCAGUUCUGCUGAGUCAUGUGGGCCAACGCACGUAUAAAUUCUCUGUUUCUGUUGGAUAUUCAUUUCUCUGCACUGGCUUCCUAUAGCUGCCCGAAUCAAAUUCAAAACCC
This is a messenger RNA of Scleropages formosus (Asian bonytongue), 2304 nucleotides long. RefSeq lists its product as uncharacterized. The coding region runs from base 119 to 2206 and encodes 695 amino acids. Lineage: Eukaryota; Metazoa; Chordata; Actinopteri; Osteoglossiformes; Osteoglossidae. The record is from RefSeq and is a predicted model, not a curated record. The transcript has 2 exons.